AUGGCUGGUAUGAGCAAAUUACCCGCUAUAUAUCGCCAUGGUUUUGUAUUAGCAACAUCAAUGGCGGUAUCAUAUUGGAUGACAGUGAAAUGGCUUCGUCAACGUUCUAAACAAUUAUUAGAAAAAGAUAUCAAUUCAUCUAUGAAAUCUCAUGUAGCUAAGAAAAACCAAAGUGUUGCUGUUGAUAAAAGAUUUUUUCGAAAUCUAAUUGCUUUACUUAAAAUUCUUGUUCCGAAAAUUUUCUGUGGCGAAAGUUUAUUCCUUGCUCUUGUUGCUGCGUCACUCAUAGCACGUACUUAUGCUGAUGUAUGGAUGAUUAAAAAUAGUACAUCAGUAGAAAGUGCAAUUAUUGGACGAAAUGUACCUUUAUUUAAAGAAAAUCUAGCGCGAUUUGCCUAUGCAAUGCCAUUGAUUGCAUUCGUUAAUAAUGCUCUUCGAUAUACUCUUGAAGAACUUAAAUUACGUUUUCGAAAACGUUUAUCAUUAUAUUUAUAUGACCAAUAUCUUAAAGGAUUUACCUAUUAUCAAGUUAAUACACUUGAUAGUCGUAUUAAUAAUAUUGAUCAAUUAUUAACACAAGAUGUUGAAAAAUUCUGUUCAAGUGUUGCUGAUCUUUAUACAAAUAUUUCAAAACCAUUUUUAGAUAUAAUUAUUUAUGCAAGAAAACUCUCAGGAUCAAUAGGUCCAGGUGGACCAUCGUUAUUAGUUCUUUAUUUAGUUUGCUCAGGUCUUGUUUUAACAAGAUUACGUCGUCCUAUUGGACGUAUGACUGUUGCUGAACAACAAUUUGAAGGAGAAUUUCGAUAUGUUAAUUCACGUUUAAUAACAAAUUGUGAAGAAAUUGCAUUUUAUAAUGGUAGUCGCCGAGAAAAAAUGAUUAUACGUGAUGGAUUUGAACGAUUGAUUAAACAUUUACGAAGUUUAAUUAUCUUUCGAUUAGUUAUGGGUUGUAUUGAUAGUGUUGUUGCAAAAUAUAUAUCAACAUGUGUCGGAUAUUAUGUUGUUAGUCGACCAUUUUUGGAUCCAUUGAAUACAAGACAUGCCAAUAGUACAUAUAAUCAAAUUUUAGAGGAUUAUUAUUCAUCCGGUCGAAUGUUAAUGCGACUUGCUGAAGCUGUUGGUCGUUUGGUUCUUGCUGGUCGUGAAUUAACAAAACUAGCUGGUUUCACAACACGUGUUACAGAUUUAAUUGGAGUUUUAUCUGAUGUCAAUCAAGGUAAUUGUGUUCGAACUGGAAUUAAUAAUACUACAAUGGGCAACAGAAAUGAUCAAGGACAAAUUCGUACACAAGAUGGAAUUAUAAAAUUUGAAAAUGUUAAACUUAUGACUCCAAAUGGUGAUGUUUUGAUUGAAAAUCUUAAUUUUACGGUACGAUCAGGUCAAAAUGUUAUUGUUGUUGGACCAAAUGGAUGUGGAAAAUCAAGUUUAUUUCGUACAAUUGGUGAAUUAUGGCCAAUUGCAAGUGGAACUUUAACAAAACCAGGUAGUGGACAUCUAUUUUACAUUCCACAAAAACCAUAUAUGAUAAUUGGUACAUUACGUGAUCAAAUUAUUUAUCCUGAUUCACAUGGUGAUAUGCAUCGUAAAGGAGUUAAAGAUGAAAAUUUACGUGAAUUACUUGAUAAAGUACAAUUAACUUAUUUAACACAACGAGAAGGUGGUUUAAGUGGUGUACAAGAUUGGAUGGAUGUACUUUCAGGUGGAGAAAAACAACGUAUUGCCAUGGCACGUUUAUUUUAUCAUAAACCUCAAUUCGCUAUACUUGAUGAAUGUACAAGUGCCGUUUCAGUUGAUGUUGAAGGAUUUAUGUAUGAAUACUGUCGAAAUGCUGGUAUUACUUUAUUUACUGUAUCUCAUCGAAAAAGUUUAUGGAAAUAUCAUGAAUAUUGUUUAUAUAUGGAUGGUCGUGGAAGUUAUACAUAUACAAAAAUUGAUGAGCAUACUUCGGAGUUUGGUUCUUAA
Molecule: messenger RNA, 1962 nt
Organism: Adineta steineri
Lineage: Eukaryota; Metazoa; Rotifera; Eurotatoria; Adinetida; Adinetidae
Source: the annotation of a GenBank genome assembly